Messenger RNA from Fukomys damarensis (Damara mole-rat), 4700 nucleotides. RefSeq names its product PR/SET domain 4 (gene Prdm4). The transcript has 10 exons. The record is from RefSeq and is a predicted model, not a curated record. Gene Ontology annotation, biological process: regulation of transcription by RNA polymerase II; cell fate commitment; transcription by RNA polymerase II. Gene Ontology annotation, cellular component: nucleus; cytoplasm. NCBI's taxonomy places the organism in Eukaryota, Metazoa, Chordata, Mammalia, Rodentia, Bathyergidae. The coding region runs from base 483 to 2990 and encodes 835 amino acids. Gene Ontology annotation, molecular function: RNA polymerase II cis-regulatory region sequence-specific DNA binding; histone methyltransferase binding; histone deacetylase binding.
CUUUCUGGUAAGGAUGAUGAGUUUGUAUUACUCCAUCCAAAUAAAAAAAAUUCAGACUGUCUCUUCUACACAAGGUACUCUACUGGGUUGACCUUGUAAGUUAGUUGAUACCUGAGACCUUAAUUUUAUGAGAUACCUGGCCAAGGUAUCUCAUAACCUGUGGAUAUAUUAGCUCCUCGAUUGAGACAAGAUCAUAAGUUAGAGCCCAGACUGGACCACUUACACUGCCUAAAAAAUACUGCUUUGAAGUCAUAAAACCAAUUAGACAGUAACUGUUGGGAGAGAAACGCUUGGGUGGUGGACAGAUCAGUCCUUGCUGAUGUGCUCUAUGGAUUGUGGGUUUGCUUUGGAUGGUUUAGAGUACAGCAGGCCUGAUCUCAAUCUAUUUCUGCAACAUGACAGUAACAUGAGUAAACCUCUCUGAUUCCUAGAUUCCUUAUCUGUAGAAAGAGUAUGACACUGCUAUCCCAGAGAGCAUCCACAUGAAGAGCAGGCCAGGCCCCACUUCCUGUCCCCAUGGCUUCAGACUCCAGUGUCUUCACAUGGAGUCAAGGGGUGAUUUUUGGCAAAACCCAUUGUGUGUGCUCUUUUCUAGGAUGAAUGAAAUGAAUCUGAGCCCAGUGGGGAUGGAGCAGCUGACCACCUCCUCUGUGAGCAACACCUUGCCAGUCUCAGGAGGUCACCUGGGCUUGGCUGCCUCUCCCACGCACAGUGCCAUCCCUGCCCCCGGUCUGCCAGUGGCAAUUCCAAACCUGGGUCCAUCCCUGAGCUCCCUGCCUUCUGCUUUGUCUUUGAUGCUUCCAAUGGGAAUUGGCGAUCGUGGGGUGAUGUGCGGGUUACCUGAGAGAAACUACACCCUCCCUCCACCGCCUUACCCUCACCUGGAGAGCAGCUACUUCAGAACCAUUCUUCCUGGCAUUUUAUCCUACCUAGCGGACAGGCCACCUCCUCAGUACAUCCACCCCAACUCUGUCAACGUGGAUGGCAAUGCAGCGUUGUCCAUCGCCAACAAUCCUUCAGCUCUAGAUCCCUAUCAGUCCAGUGGAAAUGUUGGGUUGGAACCAGGCAUUGUUUCAAUAGACUCUCGUUCUGUGAACACACAUGGUGCCCAAACUCUGCAUCCCAGUGAUGGCCACGAGGUGGCCUUGGACACUACAAUCACCAUGGAGAACGUGUCCAGGGUCACCAGCCCAAUCUCCACUGAUGGAAUGGCAGAGGAGCUCGCGAUGGACAGUGUUGCAGGCGAGCACUCCCAAAUCCCAAAUGGCUCCCGAAGUCACGAACCACUCUCUGUGGAUUCUGUGAACAGCAACCUUGCCGCGGACACCGUGGGACAUGGCGGUGUGAUCCCCAUUCAUGGCAGUGGCCUGGAGCUCCCUGUGGUCAUGGAGACAGACCACAUUGCUAGUCGGGUGAGCGGGAUGUCUGACAGUGCCCUCAGUGACUCAAUCCACACCGUGGCCAUGAGCACCAACUCUGUCAGUGUGGCACUCUCUACCUCACACAGCCUCGCCUCCCUAGAGUCGGUUUCUCUCCAUGAGGUGGGCCUCAGCCUUGAGCCUGUGGCUGUCUCCUCCAUCACCCAGGAGGUUGCCAUGGGGACAGGUCACGUGGAUGUGUCUUCAGACAGUCUUUCUUUUGUACCGCCUUCGUUGCAAAUGGAGGACUCCAAUUCAAACAAGGAAAAUAUGGCAACCUUGUUUACAAUUUGGUGCACUCUGUGUGACCGAGCCUACCCCUCUGAUUGCCCCGAUCACGGACCAGUGACUUUUGUUCCUGAUUCUCCGAUAGAGAGUAGAGCACGGCUUUCUCUCCCGAAGCAGCUUGUUCUCCGCCAGUCAAUCGUGGGAGCAGAUGUUGGUGUGUGGACCGGAGAGACCAUCCCUGUGCGCACUUGCUUUGGGCCUCUGAUCGGUCAGCAAAGUCACUCCAUGGAGGUGGCUGAGUGGACAGACAAGGCCGUUAGCCACAUCUGGAAGAUCUACCACAGCGGCGUCCUGGAGUUCUGCAUUGUCACGACUGACGAGAAUGAGUGCAACUGGAUGAUGUUCGUGCGCAAAGCCAGGAAUCGGGAAGAGCAGAAUUUGGUGGCUUAUCCGCAUGAUGGCAAAAUCUAUUUCUGCACCUCACAAGACAUCCCCCCUGAAAAUGAGCUGCUUUUCUAUUACAGCCGGGACUAUGCUCAGCAGAUGGGUGUUCCUGAGCACCCAGAUGUGCACCUCUGCAACUGUGGGAAGGAGUGCAGCUCCUACACAGAGUUCAAGGCCCAUCUGACCAGCCACAUCCACAACCACCUCCCCAGCCAGAGCCAUGGCAGCAACCACGGGCCCAGCCACAGCAAGGAGAGGAAGUGGAAGUGCUCCAUGUGCCCGCAGGCUUUCAUCUCUCCCUCCAAGCUGCAUGUCCACUUCAUGGGUCACAUGGGGAUGAAGCCCCACAAGUGUGACUUCUGUAGCAAGGCUUUCAGUGAUCCCAGCAACCUGCGGACCCACCUCAAGAUACACACAGGCCAGAAGAACUACCGGUGUGCUCUGUGUGACAAGUCUUUCACCCAGAAGGCUCACCUGGAGUCGCACAUGGUCAUCCACACCGGGGAGAAGAACCUCAAGUGUGACUACUGCCACAAGCUAUUCAUGCGGAGGCAGGACCUCAGGCAGCACGUGCUCAUCCACACGCAAGAACGCCAGAUCAAGUGUCCCAAGUGUGACAAGCUGUUCUUGAGGACAAAUCACCUAAAGAAGCAUCUGAAUUCUCAUGAAGGAAAACGCGAUUAUGUGUGUGAGAAAUGCACGAAGGCCUACCUGACCAAAUACCACCUCACCCGCCACCUGAAAACCUGCAAGGGCCCGGCCUCCAGCUCCUGCGCCCCAGACGAGGACGAGGACGAGGACUCUGAUGAGGAGGACCUGGCAGAGCCUGUGGGGCCGGAAGGCUGCAGGCUGAGCAGUGCUCUGUACUCAGCAGAUGAACCCCUCUCAGUGCACAAAUGAAGACACAAAGGGAAGGGAGAGGCACACAGCCAGUUGCCCGUGACAGUGCUUUCAUAUGAAGUGGUUUCUGGUACCUUCCAGCCAGCAGAUACAGAUGGAGUGGAGACUGCUUAGGAGGGUCUCCAGAUGAGACAUCCGUCCGACGGGGAGGUGAGGUGAGCGAGCGUCCUGUUUCUGGGGAUUGUGGGGAAGGGUCGGCCUUUUUGAGGUUGGUUCUUUAUUUCCAGGAUAAUCUGGGAGAUGCAUUCAUGCCUCUGUCAGAGUGGCCUUCUGCCCAAACCAGAUUUAUUUCCGAUUCUUCUUCUUCCACCUCCUCGCUGUGACUCAUUGCUAUCCCACAGUUGCUCCACACUGAGCCAUGAACGUGCAUGGCACUGUCUCCCGCUGAGAGGCCAAAACCAUCUCCUGCAGCACCCUGUCCCAGCCUGGGCGGUUCAGGUUUUCAGCAGUGCCCCGGGGCUGAUACAGAAAGGAGCAGCCAGUCAGUCAGUGGGCACUGACAGGAGCAGAGGGCUGGGAGGCUGGCUCCUGCCGAGGACUGGUGUGUGGGUGCUGCGGUGAGGCCUGGUCAUCACACCGUCUGGCUGGCUGGGCAUGGCUCUGACUCCAGUAAGCCCAGCCCCCAAGAGCCCAGACGGCUCCGAGCUUCCUCCUGGCAGGAAGGAAUGGUCUUUGCUUGCUUCUUCCCCUGUGAAAAGGAUAAGCCACUGGUAAUGGGUUCGCAGUUCAAAGCACCAGUGACGCCAUAGGGUGGGCUCUGGGUCGGGCCUGGCAGUGCGGAGGGGCCUCUAGGUAAGCUUGGUGGGCAUCUGAGGGUUUGGAAGGUAGAGGAGGCUGUGUGGCCACUGCCUCUGCAGGAAGCAGAUGGCCUGUAAUGUGCCCUUCUGCUUGAGGGCUGCACCUCCAGAGUGGGCCAGAGGACUUUGGUGGAAGGUUUUGCUGCUAAUGUAUUUAUGGAAUGAAUGUAUUCAUUCAGAUCUGUAUUCCUCUAGGAAGGAUGAAAAUAAACUUUUUUUUAAAAAGUACAGGACUUUGUUGUAAUUCUAUAUUCAGUCCCACAGUCUGGCAAACCAAGCACUGACAAGUACCGUCUUUCCAGAAACGUACUCGAAGGAGACCCUGAGCAGCCAGCUCGGGAGGCGGUCCCAUCUCCAGUGGGCCACGAGCACUGGAUAUCUCCACCGCUGGAAAGGGUGGCCCAGAUCAGUGAUGGUUCUCGCCUUAGUUUUCUCAUUUAUACACACUUGGGGGUCAUCAGGCCCUGGGGUCUGCCUAGCUGCCUGGGGACAGCCUGCCUUUCAGAAACCGUGGAAUUGCUGGCCCAGCCUAACGUGACACAGUGAGCAUGGAAAACUAAGGGGACUGCCUGUGCCGGUGCAGCAUCUGCCUACAUUGCCGUUACACCGAGGAAGUGAGAGGCUCACGCUGACUGAAGCUCUCCAUGGAGCCCCAGCAAGCUGCGCAGGACACAGAUGCAGAUAUGUACGUGGGAUCAGUUCAGGCCAUGGCAGCACACGGCCACACGUACUGCAAGCGGUGUGUCGUUAGGUUUGGAAGCAUCCAGUGUUUUCACACAAACCUAGAUGGCACAGGUCAGUCCCUUGAUGUGGCCUAUUGAUGCCAUCAAGGGACAUAAUGAAGACUUGGUGUAUGUGGCUAUAACUGGUGCAGUAGGGCAUGCUGUCUUGCAGCAAACUUCGCAGUGGGAAG